AGGGGAGAGGUACGUAGGGACGUGGCAUGAUGAUCACAAACAUGGGCAAGGCAUUGUAGUGACCCAGUCAGGAAUCUGCUAUCAGAGGACAUUCCAUGCUGGUAAAAUGGUGGGUUCUGGGAUUCUACUCUUGGAAGAUGACUCUGUCUAUGAAGGAAACUUCAUGGAAGAUCUAACAUUUGUUGGAAAGGGAAAGCUGUCAUUUGCCAAUGGCUUCAUUCUGGAGGGAACCUUUACUAACAAAUCGGGCCAAGGCCUUCAGACUCAAGGCAUCCUGAACACAUCAAAUGAGCAGCUGGAUGACAGGAUAACCAAAGUUCAGCUGGGCCUUGCGGAGUUCCCAGUAGAGAAGAGAUGGAAGGGAAUCUACGACCAAUUCCUGGAGUUCAUCCAUUCUGGCUGCAAAGAGGAAACAGAGGAGUCUUUCACAGGCUUCCACAUCCAAACAAGCAAGGAGCUGCGGAAGUCCCAGGAAUACCUCUUCUGCCAAAGAGGGGCUGAGGAUGCAUCCUGGAAGACAGAAGAUAUUCUUGAAGAGCUAGUUCAGCACCAGGAUCUGGCAUCACUACACUGUUAUUUAGAUAAGGCACUGAAGUCUUCUCUGCACCCACUGGGAAAGCUGCUGAGGGCCUUGAUGAUCGCUUUUCAGGCAACAUAUUCUGGGAUUGGGGCCAACAGACACUUGCUGACUAUGGCUCAGGAGGAAGUCAAAUACUACGCAAAGAAAAUAUGGGAGUUUUACCAGGGCUUGCUCUGUCUGGCGCUGGAACAGAAAGGCCAACUGCCCACAAAGUGUGUGGAUGGAGAGUCUAGCGACCAGAAGGCAUGCAGUAUAGUCCUGCCUCUGAUCCUGCCAUGCUUCUACCCCGAGCUCUUCAUGCUCUACAUGCUCUAUCAUGAAAGAGAAGAUGAUCUCUACUGCCAAGGGAUCGUGGACCUAAGUCUGUUUCCUGACAUCAAGCUGCUAGAGUUUCUGGAUGUGCAGAAACAUUUAUGGCCUCUAAAAGAUCUCACCCUGACAACUAACCAGAGGCGCUCCCUUGUCAAGGACAAGUGUUUCCUGUCUGCUACCGAGUGCCUGCAGAAACUGAUCACCACGGUGGAUCCCCGGGAAAAGCUGGUGAUCCUUCAGAAGACGUAUGAGGAGAUAGAGAGCACGGUGUCCCGCGUGGUUGAGAAGGACUACAAGCUCCCCAUGGAUGACCUGCUGCCGCUGCUGAUGUAUGUGGUCUCCCGAGCGAAAAUACAGCACUUGGGAGCUGAAAUCCAUCUGAUCAGAGACUUGAUGGACCCCACCAAUCAAGGAGGACUCUAUGAUUUUCUGCUAACAGCACUGGAGUCGUGCUACGAACACAUUCAGAGGAUGCGUCUCCAUCAGAGGGAGAACUGCCACGGGACUCCCAGCCCCUGA
This is a messenger RNA of Tinamus guttatus (white-throated tinamou), 1411 nucleotides long. The record is from RefSeq and is a predicted model, not a curated record. Lineage: Eukaryota; Metazoa; Chordata; Aves; Tinamiformes; Tinamidae.